GCAUGAUACUAUACUUAUUUACAUCCUCUAUCUCUGCAUCGCAAGUUUUUUAAAUGUUAUUUUUUUUCCAAAUAAAAGUGUAAAAAGAGCUAUGUUAAGAUGAUWUAAGUAGCAGUCCUUACUAGCAUGAGCUCAUCCUCCGUAGGGCAGUGUGUAUUUCGCUUGGCAGCGCAUGAGCUCACUGCAUUACCUAAGCUAAGCUGAGGCAAUUCCCAGCGCGGCUGGAAUCAGCUCAGGGAGCGGAGCUGCUGCUCUCACACUGGUGUCGUGGGGCAGAAAAAGCAUUCUGCCUAGCAACAGGGAUGCCUCUUUGUGCAUCUUCUGCUAUCCAAAGGAAUAGACGUGAACAGGAGCUUUAAGGGACUGCAAAGCCUGUGGGAUUUAGAGGUAAAUUCCAGAUUCUAUUCUGAAUGUUUGUGGAUAUCUAAUGCUGAAAUACUGAGUGAGUGGGUAUUCCACGCAGUAACCCUCCAAAUUCUCUGCGUUUUGRAUGGAGCUUGUAUAAAUAACUGCAAGGAUAGGGAGUUUAUCAURCCACAUAAUAAUGGUGGCACGAUAGAUCUUCAGCACCAUAGACCUUGUUCCUGCCCCAUGCUGUUGUAUUUAAACUUCUAAAAUAUAAGGUACCGUGUUUAUUUGCUACUUUUAUAAUUUGAUUUUCAGGAUUUUUCUUGUGAGCCAUUAACUUAUAUGAUCUGCUUCACAGGUCUGGAAUCUUCUUUUAAGCGAGAAGACUUCUAAAUUACAUCAGUGCUCCAAGAUCCAGCUGAGAAUUAAGAGCCGUAAUGAUGGAUAUAAGAGAUGCACAGCAAUCGGGGGAAGAUGUGGAAGAUGCAAAAUCUGUUCCUGGUUCCAAAGGCAAGAGCCUUCCUGUUAGCAGGUCUAUGGACUCUGGAAUGCUGCCAGACUACACUUACAGAAUGGACUAUCCGGAGAUGGGAGAAUGUGUGAUAAUAAACAACAAGAACUUCCACCGAGAGACUGGAAUGUUAGCUCGUUCAGGUACAGAUGCAGAUGCUGCAAGCGUUAGAGAAGUUUUUAUGAUGCUGGGAUAUAAAAUCAAGCUUAACAAUGAUCUUUCAUGCAGGGAUAUCUUCAAACUACUGAAAAACAUUUCUGAAGAAGAUCACAGCAAGAGAAGCAGCUUUGUCUGUGUGUUGCUAAGCCAUGGUGAAGAAGGCCUCAUCUAUGGUAUAGAUGGCCCCCUUGAACUGAAAGCACUAACCAGCCUUUUCAGAGGAGACAAAUGCAGGAGUUUGGCAGGAAAACCCAAGCUUUUCUUCAUUCAGGCUUGUAGAGGCACAGAAUUGGAUUCAGGUAUUGAGGCGGACAGUGGACCAGAUGAACCAAUGUGUCAAAAAAUACCUGUAGAAGCAGACUUCCUGUAUGCGUAUUCUACUGCUCCAGGCUACUACUCCUGGAGAAACGCAGCGGAAGGCUCCUGGUUUAUUCAGUCGCUGUGUAGGAUGCUGAAGGAGCACGCAAGGAAACUUGAACUCAUGCAGAUUCUAACGCGGGUAAAUCGCAAAGUGGCAGAAUACGAAUCCUGCUCAAAUCGGCAAGAUUUCAAUGCAAAGAAACAGAUUCCCUGCAUUGUUUCCAUGCUCACCAAAGAGUUUUAUUUCCCUUCCUAAAAAAAAUYCCUGUACCUUGUGAUUAUUUUUUUAGCUUCUGUUUCUUAAUUUGUAAUUUAUACACAAUGUUAGUAUGGAAUACCACUUGAAAUUACUGUUCACUACUGUGUGUAGUAUAGAAGAGCUGCCUGAGUUAGAUGUGUCUGUUAGGAGUAUAACUGCUUGUAUCAGAAAUUCAAAAUGAAAGGGCUAAAGCACUGGCAAAUUUGAAAAUAUUGUUCUGAAUACAUGGAGCAAUUAGGAAGAAAAGACUGAGGAAAGAUAACAUCACCUCUGAUUUGGUGCUACAUUUCCCGUUACUGAAGAGGCAGAGGAGAACUGUUUUUGUAAACAGUUCGGAUUCAUAUCUUUGUAGUAGGGAAAAAUCAAGAUAUAUGGUAUGUACUUACUAGUGAUGAUGAUAGUAGUGUCAUUGCACAUUUCUUAAACUUGUGCUUUUAAAGAUUAGGUUGUAGAUUAACUUAAACCUUUUUUAAAAUUAUUGUUUUUCCACUGUUUAUAAUCKGUUUCAUUUUUUACACACUUUAGGGAGAAUAGUUAGUGAAGACAACUUUGUCCAGGUUAUUUUCUAUGAUAUAUUGGGUAUCUAUUUAAAAAUAAGUUGUACUGAGGGACCAGUCUUCCAAAAKGUCUUCUUCCCACUUCUCUCCCACCUCCCCACCCCCCACAAAAAAAUCAGUGCAAAAAACUGCACUCUGAAUAAUCUGGGUUCCUUGUUUUGGCU
Nothoprocta perdicaria is the source of this 2358-nucleotide messenger RNA. It is a transcript of the gene CASP3, whose product is annotated as caspase 3. Bases 786 to 1634 code for a protein of 282 amino acids. The record is from RefSeq and is a predicted model, not a curated record. The transcript is spliced from 7 exons. Gene Ontology annotation, biological process: erythrocyte differentiation; apoptotic process; proteolysis. Lineage: Eukaryota; Metazoa; Chordata; Aves; Tinamiformes; Tinamidae. Gene Ontology annotation, cellular component: cytoplasm.